CGCCCCGGUGCCAUCCCGCAGGAUCCCCUCCCCCGGCCCGGCGGCGGCGCGAGGCCGCCAUGGCCAAGCAAUACGACGUGCUGUUCCGCCUGCUGCUGCUCGGCGACUCGGGCGUGGGUAAGACGUGCCUCCUGUGCCGCUUCACCGACAGCGAGUUCCACCCGGCGCACAUCUCCACCAUCGGGGUGGACUUCAAGAUGAAGACGAUCGAGGUGGAUGGCAUCAAGGUGCGCAUCCAGAUCUGGGACACGGCAGGGCAGGAGCGGUACCAAACCAUCACCAAGCAGUACUACCGGCGGGCACAGGGCAUUUUCCUAGUAUACGACAUCAGCAGUGAGCGCUCCUACCAGCACAUCGUCAAGUGGGCCAGCGAUGUGGACGAGUAUGCACCCGACGGCGUCCAGAAGAUCCUCAUUGGGAACAAAGCAGAUGAGGAGCACAAGAGGCAAGUGGCCAAAGAGCAAGGGCUGCAGCUUGCCCGGGAGUAUGGAAUGGACUUCUAUGAGACCAGUGCCUGCAGCAACCUGAACAUAAAGGAGUCCUUCACCCGACUGACGGAGCUGGUGCUGCAGGCGCACCGCAAGGAGCUGGAGGGGUUGCGCACUGCCACGGCCCCCCCUGAGCUGACCCAGCUGGAGGAGGAUGAGCAGCAGACCCCAGGGGGGCAUGACAACCCCAAAAACUGCUGGUGUUGAAGCCUGGCCUCCCCCAGCCUUGCUACAGAGGGGGCAUGGCGGGGGGACACAAGGAAUGGGGACUUACCCCUACUCCACUGCAGCCCCUUGGUGUUUGGGGGGGACCCAGGCACUGUUGGCACACCCUGCAACCCUGUUUUGCACAUUGUUUCCACAAUAAAGGAGAUACUGGAGCCCCUU
Messenger RNA from Phasianus colchicus (ring-necked pheasant), 875 nucleotides. RefSeq names its product RAB15, member RAS oncogene family (gene RAB15). Gene Ontology annotation, biological process: Rab protein signal transduction. NCBI's taxonomy places the organism in Eukaryota, Metazoa, Chordata, Aves, Galliformes, Phasianidae. The record is from RefSeq and is a predicted model, not a curated record. Gene Ontology annotation, molecular function: GTP binding; GTPase activity.